Adineta ricciae is the source of this 1059-nucleotide messenger RNA. NCBI's taxonomy places the organism in Eukaryota, Metazoa, Rotifera, Eurotatoria, Adinetida, Adinetidae. The record is from the annotation of a GenBank genome assembly.
AUGACAACACUUACCAAAACAGAAACAACUGAAUUUCUUAGCGAAAUCGAAGCUAUCUACGAACAACCGCUUGCAUACAGGCUUCGCGCAUCAUCGAAAUGGGUUAGCAAGCCUUUUAAGGAACGUAACUUUUUCGAAAAGGUUGCGAGUAUAGAAUUAGCAAAUAAGAGAAAUUAUGAAGUUCAACCAAAAAAUCCCAAGCCACCACCGAUACAUAAUAUUUGGAUUGAGCGCUUUUGGCUGUGUUAUACCAUUCCUCCUGCACUUAUUAUUCAAAGACUUUGGUAUUAUCUUGUAUCCGAAACCAGCUAUUUUCAUGCAUGGCAUCCACUGUUUGCAUUCCUUUUCUAUUACAUUGCAUUCUUUGUUUUCAUUACACAAGUCGCCAAACGCAGUCAGUAUUACAUGAACUAUUACGGAACAUUCGAUGAAGAAAAUCGACCACGGGACUAUGUUCCAGACAAGCUAGUAACUCGUUUGGUAAUGAGUGUGAAUAUCUACAUGAUGGCACGUACUGCUGGUGGUUUAAUUCUUGGUGGUUACGAUCGUAAUACUCCACCAUCACUUGGUCAUACUAUUUCAUGGUUUUUUGUUGUUAAAGUUGGCCUGUGGCUAAUCGCAUUAGAUUUCUUCUUCUAUUGCUACCAUCGUAUUGUUCAUAUCGUUCCAUUUCUUUGGAGAAUUCAUAGUUUACACCAUUGUACCAAACAUCCAACUGCGCUGCAAUCGAUUCUAGCUGGUGAUAUUCAAGAAUUAAUUGAAAUUUUUCUUGUUCCAUUUGCUGCUUCAAUGAUUAUGCCUUUAACAGCACAUGAGUUUUGGAUUGCUCAGUGUGUAUUGAUCUAUAUGGAAGCAGGUGGCCAUUCUGGUAUACGUGCUUAUUGGCCACAUGUUAUUUUAUACGAAGUUUUAAAACCAUUUGGCAUGGAAAUCUGUAUUGAAGAUCAUGAUUUGCAUCAUCGAUAUGGCAAAAGUGGAAUGAAUUAUGGUAAACAAACGCGCAUUUUCGAUCGAAUCUUCGGCACACAUUGUGAUCGAGUUGAAUGUGUACAAAAAUAG